AACUACUUUAGGUGUGUUUUGAUAUAGGCUAAUAAAGUUUAAAGAUUCUAAAAUGGGUGAACUCUCAAGCCAAGAACCUCUUCUUUUGAAAAAAGAUGAUGAAUUUGAUUAUCUCAAUAAGACGCCACUUUUGGUAUCAUCAACAAAGUUGAUUCUCAAAGUAGUAAUGUGGGUGACUUUUAUUACAUGGGCUGCUUUUAUUUUCUUGUUGCCUACAAAAUUCACUAAUGAACUUUUUGGGACAAUUGUUAGAGCCACCAAAGGAUCUAUUUUUGGGACAGCAGGCAGCACAUCCUUGAUAUUCAGUUUCCCAAUUAUCCUGAUUGCAUUUCUUGCAAUUAUUCGUCUCGUUGUCGUGGGUGAAGAUCAACCUCAAAUCAAGAAGGCUGGAAAAGGUCCAAAUUUUAGAUUAUGGACAUUCCCUGUGCUGGUGGAUGGACCAUUUGGGGUUGUUACAGCUGCGGAAAUGAUUGGCGUUAUAAUCUUCUCAGUGUACAUCGUAUGGGCUGUAGUUAUGUAUAGUAUACAGAAUGUUGACCUCUUAUCUAUGUAUCAUUUACCAGACAUGAAAGAGAGAAGUGGUAAGUUGCUGGAGCUGACAGGUCUCCGUUUUGGAUUCAUUGGAUUAAUCUGCUUAGCGUUUUUGUUUCUGCCUGUUGCACGUGGUUCAGUUCUUCUUCGAGCUAUAGAUAUCCCUUUUGAACAUGCCACUAGAUAUCAUGUUUGGCUGGGACAUCUUACUAUGGCUAUUUUUAGCCUUCAUGGUCUAUUCUAUAUUAUUGGCUGGGCAAUUCAAGGGAGACUUUUGGAAGAACUAGUCGGCUGGAAAAACAUAGGAAUAGCCAAUCUUCCAGGAGUUAUCAGCCUUUUAGCUGGUUUAUUGAUGUGGGUGACUUCACUUCCCGGAGUAAGGAGAAAUAACUUUGAGCUGUUCUUCUAUACACACCAAUUGUAUGUGGUGUUUGUGGUGUUCCUGGCUUUGCAUGUUGGUGAUUUCGUCUUCAUGAUGGCUGGAGCUGGGAUCUUCCUGUUCAUGCUUGAUCGGUUCCUUAGAUUCUUCCAGUCACGAAAGACAGUUGACAUACUUUCAGCCACAUGCUUUCCUUGUGGAACCGUUGAACUCGUUAUUUCAAAACCUGCAAAUUUACAUUACAACGCCCUUGGCUGGAUAUUCUUACAAAUACGCGAGUUGUCCUGGCUGCAGUGGCACCCUUUCAGUGUCUCUUCUAGUCCCCUUGAUGGCAAACAUCAUCUUGCAAUUCUCAUAAAGGUUCUUGGAGAUUGGACUGAAAAACUGAAGGGAAACAUCUUGAAUCUUUCUGUAGAACAAUCUGAGACGGAGCCUCUUUUGCAGCAUAACAGGAAAUUAACAGCUUCUGUUGAAGGUCCUUAUGGACAUGAGUCACCAUACCACUUAACGUAUGAAAAUCUCAUUUUGGUAGCAGGUGGAAUUGGAAUUUCCCCCUUUCUAGCUAUCCUGAGUGAUAUCCUCCACCGUAUCAACGAUAGUUUGCCUUGCCUGCCAAGAAAUAUAUUAAUAGUAUGGGCUAUCAAAAAUUCAGAUGAGCUUCCACUUCUUGAGACAGUUGACAUGGAAGCAAUCUGUCCACUUUUCUCUGAUAAACUGAAUCUUGAGAUUCAAACAUAUGUGACGCGGGAAUCGCAGCCUUCAUUGGAGGAGGGCAAAACACCCAAAGCAAUGCACCACUCCUCAAUCUCCCCUGGCUUCAACGGAUGUCGAAUGUCUGGUUUGGUUGGUACUGGACAUGUCGUAUGGUCUGGAUUAUAUGUCAUAGUAUCAACCAUAGGGUUUGUGAUCACUGUAGCAUUGCUGGACAUUUUCUACAUAAAUCCAUUCAAUAUAACUUACUGGUGGUACAAGGGGCUUUUGUUGAUUGGAUGCAUGACUGCAAGUAUUCUUAUAUUUGGGGGUCUCGUUAUCGCUUUAUGGCAUCUUUGGGAAAGGAAAACCUCAUCAAAGGAGGAACCACAGGACGCCACAAAGAAAGGUGACAUCUUGCAGCAGAAUGAAGCCUCUUUACACAGGAACUUUGGAGAGGCUCGAUAUGUUAAUAAUAUUCGAUAUGGUCAAAGACCGGAUUUCCAAGAGAUAUUUGGAUCACAUGCAAAGAGUUGGGGAAGUGUAGAUAUUGGUGUGAUUGUGUGUGGUCCUCCUACUCUUCAGUCCAGUGUUGCUAAAGAGUGCAGAAGCCAGAACUUGAAGAGAAGAGGUCAUCAGGCUAUUUUCCAUUUCAACAGCCACAGUUUUGACCUCUAGAUGACCCCAGUAAACAUGGGCGGAGCUAGAUAGGGUACAUAAAAAAGGGGUUCAUCUGAACCCCUUUCGUCGAUGUUCUUAUGUUUAUUCCUUCAUAUUCUAGCUCCGUUAAUGCCAGUAAGUAUCCGAUAGCUCAUAUAAGGAGUACUUUUUACUGCUCUAAUGAGAAAAAAAAAAAGGAUCAUAUCAGCUAGUUUAUCUCUGAUCCUUGUAGCAUGUAUCUGGUAUCUGCAGUAAGCAUCUUGUACAUUUUCAAUUGUUGUAAAUGCAGCUUUAAAAAUAUACAUAUAUAACAAUAUCA
Solanum stenotomum is the source of this 2579-nucleotide messenger RNA. Its product is annotated as ferric reduction oxidase 6-like. Gene Ontology annotation, molecular function: oxidoreductase activity. Lineage: Eukaryota; Viridiplantae; Streptophyta; Magnoliopsida; Solanales; Solanaceae. Gene Ontology annotation, cellular component: plasma membrane. The transcript is spliced from 9 exons. The record is from RefSeq and is a predicted model, not a curated record. Bases 53 to 2278 code for a protein of 741 amino acids.